Annulohypoxylon truncatum is the source of this 879-nucleotide messenger RNA. RefSeq names its product glycoside hydrolase family 61 protein. NCBI's taxonomy places the organism in Eukaryota, Fungi, Ascomycota, Sordariomycetes, Xylariales, Hypoxylaceae. The transcript is spliced from 2 exons. Bases 95 to 802 code for a protein of 235 amino acids. The record is from RefSeq and is a predicted model, not a curated record.
AUACUACCUGGUCUCGCUGCUCGCCAAGGUUUUCGAUCAACCGCUCUCUGUCUUCUAAAAGUAAAAACCAUCUAGCUUUACCGUUUAAAUCAAGAUGCUGUUUUCACUUCCCCUAUUCCUCGCUCCCGCCCUCGUCGCCGCCCACGGUGCUGUUACCAGCUACGAGAUCGGCGGCAAGACGUACGAAGGCUACCAGGGAUUCUCUCCGGUGGCCGGGGCUCAGAUCAUCCAGCGACAAUGGCCGGACUACAACCCCAUCAUGACCGUCACGGACCCGAAGAUGACCUGCAACGGUGGCACCUCGGCCCCCAUCGCUGCUGAAGUCGCGGCCGGCGAGAACGUGACGGCGAUUUGGGCACAGUGGACGCACGAACAGGGCCCCGUCACCGUCUACAUGUACUCCUGCGACGGAGAGUUCACGGCCUGCGACGGCAAGAGCAAGAAGUGGUUCAAGAUCGAUGAGAUGGGGCUGUGGGGUGACGUGCUGAACAGCAACAACUGGGGAACCGCCCUCGUCUACAAGAACCUGAAGUGGUCGAGCAAGAUCCCCGAGACCCUCAAGCCUGGAAACUACCUCAUUCGCCACGAGCUGCUCGCUCUUCACCAGGCCAACACGCCCCAGUUCUACCCAGAGUGUGCGCAGAUCACCGUUACCGGUUCUGGCACGGCUGUUCCCAGCGGUGAAUAUCUUACCUCUAUCCCCGCGUAUGCCGCGCAGUCUGACCCCGGUAUCAUGGUUGAUAUUUACAUGGGUUCGGCUACUUCGUACAAGGUCCCUGGGCCUGCGGUCUGGACUGGCUGAACGGUAUAGGAAUGAGUAAUGCAGCAGGAAUUUACGGAAUAGUUGUAUCUUUCAAUGAUAGCAUCAUGAAUUGCAUA